UGUACAUCUAGCUUUAGAAGCAAGCUUGAGAGAGACGCAGCCAAAAGGACCCCCAACUCAGAGACAUAACAAUACGGCGCAAAAGUGAGACAGAUGAGCAUGAAGCUUUGCUUCUUGUUAUUGAUACUUACGGCGCACGCCUACGCUGCAGCGACAUCUCAACAAGAAGAAGAAGAAGCAGCAGCAGCAGCACACAAACACAUAUUUAUAUUAGCAGGACAAAGCAACAUGGCCGGUCGAGGAGGCGUGCUUGACAACAACGCCACCGAUGAGCUGACAUGGAAUGAGUUCGUCCCCAAAGAAUGCCAGCCUAAUCCCUCCAUUCUCCGAUUCUCCGCUAACCUUGCCUGGGUCGAAGCCCGUGAGCCUCUCCAUGCAGACAUCGAUGUCAAAAAGGUAAAUGGGAUUGGACCCGGAAUGCCAUUUGCUCAUGAGCUCCUUGCCAAGGAACCCAAAUACGGAGUCAUUGGCCUUGUGCCUUGUGCCAUUGGUGGGACUACAAUUGACGAGUGGGCCAAAGGGACUCCGCUUUACAACCAGAUGGUGAGGAGGGCUCGAACUUCAUUGGUUGGUGGAGGCAGAAUCAGAGGGUUGCUGUGGAUGCAAGGUGAGAGCGAUACCAAUACUUUACCGGAUGCCGAAGCCUAUAAACCUAAAUUGGAAAAGUUCUUUAAUGACGUCCGCUUUGAUAUGAUGUCUCCUAUGCUUCCAAUUGUCCAGGUGGCCAUUGCAUCAGCAGAAGGACCAUACAUAGAUGUAAUUAGAAAAGCUCAGCUGGGACUUUACCUCCCAAACGUGGUAACUGUCGACCCCAAAAUAUUCGCAGUAAUUCAACCGGACAAGCUGCACCUAACCCCUCAGUCCCAGGUUAAACUUGGGACGAUGAUGGCUGAUGCGUAUAUGAAGUUGGUUGCCAAUUCUACAUCCAAAUUAAGCAAAUCCACUGCUCCUCCAACACUUUCUAAUUUUGCUUUUCAAUUAGCUGUAAUUCCCCUGUUGAGCUUUUCCCUCCUGAUGAUCCUAACCACCAAUUCCUUCACAAGCCCAUCAGUCCAGUAGGUAUUAUUUUUAUGUUUUACCAAUCUCAACAUACAAAUCAAACCUGUCAAGUUUUGUAUGAUGUGGGAACAACGUAGGCCAAUAAACCAACAUUUCAAAAGCUUAAUUGUAGUUAGAAUGUAAAUAUGUUUGUUUGGAUUUCAAUUCAAGAUUAGUUUU
Messenger RNA from Ziziphus jujuba (common jujube), 1218 nucleotides. RefSeq names its product probable carbohydrate esterase At4g34215. The transcript is spliced from 2 exons. The record is from RefSeq and is a predicted model, not a curated record. The coding region runs from base 94 to 1059 and encodes 321 amino acids. NCBI's taxonomy places the organism in Eukaryota, Viridiplantae, Streptophyta, Magnoliopsida, Rosales, Rhamnaceae.